AGCAAGUUACAGAGGGACCUUAUGCAAGGCUAACUUCACUGACAAACAUGAAAUGUACACGAUCGGUUUGAUCAAGUACCCAGUAGAAGGCAGUAAUGACACAUUGAUAGCCACCCUUGUUUUCAUGUAAAUUUUCAUUCUCUCUUUUUACUUCGACAAAGGAUUCGGUGAAAUUGAACAUAACAAACUGGGAUGAUAUGACACCAUUUCUUCAAGCUGUCUCUACCGGCAACUUCAGAAUAAUGCAGGAAUUCAUUUCUAAAGGAGCAGACGUAAAAGUGGUCGAUAAUAUCGGAAACAAUUGUCUUCACCUUGCGGUGAGGAAAGAGGAGUUCCAUACUGAGGAUGAAUCCUUAACUGUCUUGGAUAAGUACUACAAAAAGCUCCAGCUUAGCAAAGAAGGCAAGCUUUCAAGCCUAGCAGUGGCUUGUUAUCUGGCCGACAAUGGAGCCAACUUUUACCACAGAAACGUAUGGAAUGUGAUGCCGCUGGAUCUUAUCAACGAUACAAAUUUAAAGGAAAGAAUUAAAGCACUUUUCCCACCACCAUUAUGUCUGCUGUGUAAAUCUAGUGAAGCUACAGUGACGUUUCAACCAUGUGAGCACACUGUUACAUGCAAAGAUUGCUGUUCAGAAAAUGAGCCUAAAAAUUGUCCCAAGUGUCAACAAGUUAUAGUUGACAAACGUGGAUUCGGGUCCCUAAAAUUGAAGGAGAUACAUAUUCAAAAGGUUGCAAAUAAGUUAGGGAGUAAAUGGCGAGACGUUGGUGAGAAUUUAGGAAUUGGCAGUUUCCACUUGAACAAGAUCAAGUUUGAACAUUCAAAUAACAGUACAAAACAGAGCUUAAAGAUGCUCCGCAAAUGGUCGGCAACUUGUGCUCCAGAAGAAUUCACAUUCACAACACUCAGAGAAGCUCUUCUGAAAGCUGAGUGCUUGGACGUACUCGAAUAUCAACCUCAGACAGAGUGAAUUUCUGUGUAAAUACUGUUUAUUUAGUCCCAGAUCAACCAGACAGAGAUCUGUCAUAGGGUGGGGAUGGCAUUCCAGCCAUGAUCACCCUGUCUUUAUCCUUAAUGUAGAGGAGCCAGAAACAUAUUGUCAAGUUUAUUCUUCUUUUAGAUGAUAAUUUGUAAAUUGAUGUGGAUUUGGCUACUACUUCUAGCAGAUCUAACCGCCACAUAGAGACCUCUUUAC
Molecule: messenger RNA, 1193 nt
Organism: Octopus sinensis (East Asian common octopus)
Lineage: Eukaryota; Metazoa; Mollusca; Cephalopoda; Octopoda; Octopodidae
Product: E3 ubiquitin-protein ligase MIB2-like
Exons: 5
Coding region: 198-968 (256 amino acids)
Biological process (GO): protein ubiquitination; signal transduction
Cellular component (GO): cytoplasm
Molecular function (GO): ubiquitin-protein transferase activity; protein binding
Source: RefSeq, a predicted model, not a curated record